Molecule: messenger RNA, 357 nt
Organism: Penaeus vannamei (Pacific white shrimp)
Lineage: Eukaryota; Metazoa; Arthropoda; Malacostraca; Decapoda; Penaeidae
Source: RefSeq, a predicted model, not a curated record
GAUACAACAACCACUGCAGAUACAACAACCACAGCAGAUACGACUACUGUAGAUACAACAACCACUGCAGAUACGACUACUGUAGAUACAACAACCACUGCAGAUACAACCACUGUAGAUAUUACAACGACUGCAGAUUCAACAACCACAGCAGAUACGACUACUGCAGAUACAACAACCACAGCAGAUACGACUACUGUAGAUACGACUACUGCAGAUACAACAACGAUUGCAGUUACAACAACUACAGAUACAACGACUGCAGAUACAACAACUGCAGAUACAACCACUGCAGGUACAACUACUGUAGAUACUACGACUGCAGAUACAACCACUGAAGAUACAACCUGCAGAUGA